This is a messenger RNA of Micropterus salmoides (largemouth bass), 6028 nucleotides long. Its product is annotated as EH domain-binding protein 1-like. The coding region runs from base 541 to 4971 and encodes 1476 amino acids. Lineage: Eukaryota; Metazoa; Chordata; Actinopteri; Centrarchiformes; Centrarchidae. The record is from RefSeq and is a predicted model, not a curated record. The transcript has 27 exons. Gene Ontology annotation, molecular function: protein binding.
CUCUCUGCCACUGCCUGCUCAGGCUGACGGAAAGAAGGAGGGUGAACUUUAAUUCUCGAGGCAGCAGACCUAUAUUACGGCAGGGAUUGACUGAGCGGUGCUGUCUCCAUGUGGAUUGCUACCAGAGGGAGGGAGAGAGAAGUUGCAUAUGAGAGCGCCUGCAGUUGUUUGGUUGAAACUUUAGCUUCAUGUCAGGCGUCUUUAGCCUGUGUGAAUGAUAGCGAGCAGUGCGGAAUCGGUUCCUCUUUGAUGCUGCGUCCUAAUUAUCCACUUUCCUUAUAAAGCACUUUCUGUUCGGUAAAUGGCGACGUGAGCCUACUUUUUUUUCUGAGUGUGAUUCAAGGUAUUGCCUAUGAGCGCGAGUCGCAGCUUGUGUGAAAUUGAUCAUCAUCAUUACCAGCAGUAGCAGAAGAAGAAGACCUUCUAAGGAACUUUUAAGGAGGCAGCGGGCAACGUCGGAUUAUUGUUGCGCAGAGGAGUGUGUUUGUGUGUGUUUUCUUUCUUUUUUUCCUGUUAAGUUUUAUUUAACCAGAGGAAGUCAUGACUUCGGUAUGGAAAAGACUGCAGCGAGUUGGCAAAAAGGCUUCAAAGUUUCAGUUUGUUGCCUCUUACCAGGAACUCGUUUUGGAGUGUACCAAGAAAUGGCAACCGGACAAGUUAAGGGUGGUGUGGACCAGGAGGAACAGACGCAUGUGCUCCAAGCUCCACAGUUGGCAGCCUGGAAUCAAGAACCCCUACAGGGGCAUGGUGGUGUGGCCUGUCCCAGAGAACAUUGACAUCUCUGUUACACUCUUCAAGGAGGUCAAUGCUGAUGAGUUUGAGGACAAAGAGUGGACCUUUGUCAUUGAGGGUGAAAACAAGGGGCAUCGUAAGGUGCUGGCAUCAGCAGACAUCAACCUGAAGCGGUUUGCCAGUCCGACGCCAACCCAGACGGACCUGACACUGAAGCUGAAGCCACUGUCUGUCAAAGUGGUGGAUGCCACGCUCAAGCUGUCGCUGUCAUGCGUCUUUGUUCGUGAGGGAAAAGCCACUGAUGAAGACAUGCAGAGUCUGGCCAGCCUGAUGAGUUUCAAACCCACAGAUAUCGGCAACCUGGAUGACUUCAAUGAGAGCGAUGAAGAGGAGGACAAGAAGUCUGUCACUGCUACAGUUCCACACAUUCUAACUCGCCCAAAUCGUCCUGCUCCCCCUCCACCUGACAAACGAAACCCCACUGGACCCGCUGCUACAGCCUCAGUCUGUGGAGGUGAUGGCGGUCCUCCCAGUCCUGCCGUCCACUCCCGCCCUCCUCUACCUAUUGGUCCUCGCCCCUCGCCCCGUUGCUGCCGACACCCCUUUACCACCACCCCUGAGAUACAGCCUUCACCCGGCCCCUCCCCUCAGCCCUCACCCAGAUCCAAGCAUAAAAAAUUUGCCAACCUUCUUCUUCCUGAGGCUCCUGCUUCUUCUGACAAACUACCUAAUCCUCCAAGCUCCCAGGUCACAGCAGCUACUCUCUCGAUCCAGAGUGCCUCCUCUGCCCUGCCUCUCUCUGACGUUUCUCCUGCAAAUCCUCCAGCCGACACAAGUUCCAAGUUGCCCAUAAUCACACCUUACUACCAAAACACUUCCUCUUACCUUCAUCCUCCAUCUGCCAAAUGCUCUGAAUCGGUGUCUACUUCAGUGGAUCUUUCUGUUCCCCUGAAUUCCUUCCCAAAAAACCCCUCUAAACUGUCCUUUAAGCCGCCCAGUGCCUCUGAAGCAGGUAUUACCUCAUUAACUCCCAAACUUCCCUCCACUGCAGUGUCAUCACCCAAGAAUAUCAUAACAUCAUCCACCACUUCUUCCCAAAAGUCUUCUCUCACUGUAUCCACUACUCUGACCAAUAAAACCAUCUCCACUGCUGCCCAGCCUCUCCCACCCAAAUCCAUCUCACCCCCAAAGCCCACCCUGCCCUUCGAGCCUCCAUCUGCUCACCCUCCACUCACCCGGACAGUUUCUCGGCCUCCCUCCCUGCCAAAAAUCUUCCAGUCAGGCUCAGGAAAAGUUCCUGUUUCACAUCAACAGCGCCCCCCGGAGGUUCAAGCGGCAGAUGAUCCAAGUUCAGCCUCUGGCCGUACUCACAUUUUCAGACCUCAGAUUGUCAAGUCAAUCGCCCGCCCCUCCUCUCCCUCUCCUUAUUCUGCUGAUGCCCCUCCUCUUGAUUCAACACCUCCUCUUCCUAAAUGUCACCCCUCUAUCUCACAGUCAGGUGCUAAGGGGGCGAGGUUGACAUCUAACUCCACUCCAACUGGUGGCGACAUCACCACUGUCCCUCUGCUGAGUAGCCCUGACCUUGAUGCCCUCUGUGACCCAGCAGCUCCAGCCCCGACUGCCUCCCUUCCACGCCCCUCUUCUCUUUCCACCUCUGUUGUAUUCUCUUCCCCUCACCCUCAGCUUGCUGUCUCUCCUUCUGCUCCUCCCGCUCAGAUCAGCUUCGGCUCAACGUUCCCCCUCACUCAAGUAGACAAGGGAACAACUCCAAGCCCUCUGCACCGAGACGAGACUUCUCUUCAAAAUAACCGGGCGGCGGGCAACAUCAGAGCAUCCAACCAGCCAAACACACCAGCUGAGGAUUCAAAGACGACCACCACAGAAAACAAAGCUGAACCAGCCAGGAUCAGUCUGGGCCAACCCUCUCUCUUAAAGGAAGGUUCAUUGUCAAACAUUGUUGUCCCAGAAAAGAAAAUAUCUGCCACAUGUACUCCAACUGGCAUCCGUUCAAGCCCAACUGUUCAGCCCUCUUCUCAGGAUAAACCAAUCACAUUAGAGGUCUUGACCCCGGUGCCACCUCCACAGAGGCUGUCUGAUGCAGAGGUUCCUCUAUGGAAAGCACUAGAAGGGAGAAGUGGGCAAGAUACACCUGAAAAAACCUCUGCCAAGGAGGGUACAAAACCUUUGUGCAGAGGUUCACACAGAGAAGACGCUGUCAAGAUAGACACUCCUGUUAGGCAGGAACACCAGCCAAUCACAGCAAAAGACUCACAAACACAUCACAUAGUCCCACCUCCUGCUCAGCCCGGCGCACCACCAGUUAAAGAGGAGCCCAAAGAGCCAGAGGGACCCAGUGUGGAACCGGCAACCUCACCCAAGGUUUCCCCCAAACCCGCCUGUGAGCGCACGGCUUUGGAACUGGAGCCGCUGCUGCCCUCAAAACCAGAACCAGAACUGCGGCCGGAACAAGUUCUCCAGCUAUCAGGGAAACCACAACAGGAGGGAGCAGAUGAGGAGAAACCGGUCGACGUCAUGGCUGGUGGUCAGGAGAGUUUGACCGACAAUAAGGAGCCAGUGUGCGAGGCAGAAAAGCAGCUGUGGGCGACUGUGGAGGAGACAACGGAGGGAGGGAUGGAAAGUAGUGAGAGCACUGAAGAGAAGGAGGAGAAGCAGGAGGAGGGUGAUGUAAGAGGGGGUGCCCACAAAUGUGUACACACAGAGGCAGAUGUUUGUGUUGCAGAGCAGCAGGUGGAGGCGCCCGCUGGUUUCAUGUCAGCAGUAGUCGGGGUGUUGUAUAGAGGGCUUAAAGGCCAACCAGCUGACCUCCCUGAUGGUGGAGGGAAGAAACCAUCAUUACAGCUUGAAGGCACCCCCAGCCCAAACACCAAUGAUAAACACACUGACAUACACAUUGCUUCUCCCCACCACUGUGAGAUGAAGACAUCUCGACUUCCUACAUUACCAGAAGAAGAAACUUCUGACUUUAAGUCCCCUGAUCCCAUUCCAGCGGUCAGAGAAGAGGCUGAUGGGAAGGAUGAUGCAGCUGAGGACCUGGUGAACUCCAGCCAGUCGUUGCUCCAGUGGUGUCAGGACAUCACCAAAGGGUACCAGGGAGUGAAGGUCACCAACUUCAGCACAUCCUGGAGAAAUGGCCUGGCGUUCUGUGCCAUCCUACAUCACUUCCACCCAGACAAAAUAGAUUUUGACAAGCUGGACUCGCAUGACAUCAAGCUUAACAACAAGAAGGCAUAUGACGGUUUCGAAGCGCUGGGAAUCUCUCGUCUGUUGGAGCCGUCCGACAUGGUUCUUCUAUCUGUCCCCGACAGGCUCAUAGUCAUGACCUACCUCAGCCAGAUCCGCUCACACUUCACCAACCAGGAGCUGAGCGUGCUGCAGAUAGAGCACAACAGCAGCCAGUCCAGCUAUGGCCUCGCCCUCUCUGGUCCCGGUCCUACUAAUGUUGACGCUGCCGCUUUCUGCAUGGCUAGACUUAACGAAGGGGUGACCCUAGAGGAAGGAGGAAGCAGCACGUUGGUCGUUCCGCCACCCAGGACCAAACGACUGGUUAAAGUGGACGAGUCAAUAACCCCAGUCCCACCCCCAAGAUCGAUUAACAAACCAGUCAAAUCUGGACUGGCUCAGGAUGAAGACACAAUGACUACAUCUGCAACAGAAAUCACUAAGAAUACAGAGUUGCAGAGUGCAGCCGAGACCCAGCCUCCCAAACAAGAGGACACAAUGUGUCUGCAGGACACCAGUCAGUAUGUGGUGAGUGAGCUGGCAGCGUUGGAGACGGAGCAGAAACACAUCGACAGCAGAGCCGCUGUGGUGGAGAGACGACUGCGAAGCCUCAUGGAAACAGGAAGUGACCGUGAUGAGGAGGAGAGAUUGAUCCAGGAGUGGUUCACUCUGGUGAACAAGAAGAACGCCCUAAUACGCAGACAGGACAACCUGGAACUACUGCAACAGGAGCAGGAUCUGGAGAGGCGAUUUGAGCUUCUGAACAGAGAACUUCGGGUCAUGAUGGCUAUAGAAGACUGGCAGAAGUCAUCCACUCAGCAGCAGAGGGAGCAGCUGCUCCUCCAGGAGCUGGUGUCUUUGGUCAACCAGCGGGACGAGAUCAUCAGAGACAUAGAUGCCAAGGAGAGAGGGGCGCUGGAGGAGGAUGAGCGUCUGGAGCGCGGGCUAGAGAUGAGGAGAAGAAAAUACAGCAACAAAGACAAGUGUGUCCUACAGUGAGAAGAGAGGACAUACACAAAACAUAUUAUUACUACUACUAAGCCUCUGAAGUCCAUAAAGAUGAUUGUUUUUUUUAAAUCUUGUUCAUAAUUUUUCACAAGAUAAAAACAGGAUUUUUGAUGCUCCGUAUUUUAAAGUGCCUUUAUUUUUACGGAGAACUGUUCAUACAAAUUCUGGGGAAACCUGAUGGGCUACAAACUCUGCCUUCUUUAUCCCUUUUAUUAUUCAGUCUGUCUUAAUGUAAUAGUAUUAUUUUGAUUCUCUUCACAUAUUUUUAUUUAUUUAAAUGAUGUAUCAGAUUGUUGUACAUCAUCUUGCACAUAUGAUGUUUUGUGUUUGUGUGUUUAUUCUUGAGUUUGUUCAGUAUUUCAUCACUGGCUUUUCCUCUUCUUUUUUAUACAAAGAAUAGGUCCCCCUUGUCAUGACAAGAGCUUGUCAAAAAAGAUUAUGGCCAAAUGUGCCAUGUCUUUUUAUGGGAAAUAGUUUACGGUAUUUGUCCGUCUGUUUUAGACAUUUGAAAAAUAUUUUGAUGUAACAUGCCAAGAAGUUACAUUAACAACAAAUGCGACAAGUCAUGAGCUGGACUCAGGGUACAUGUUUUCAAUUACAUGAUGACCCCCAACAUCACAUUUUGAUAAUCCCUAAAAGUAUUUCCACUUAAUGCAAUGUUAUAUUUGUUUCAUUUUUUAGAUAUUUGAUGUGGAACAUUUUGUUCAUAUUAAGGUUAUCAAACCUUGUGUGCACACAAAGGAUGCUCAAAGUGGUUUCAAGUAUAACAUCCAGCUGAAAGUUUUUUUUAAAAGUUAGACCCUGAAUGCCUUAAUGCCAUGUGUAUGGUUGUGAUCUUUUUCUUCACAGAACCGAACCUGUUAUGUAAUUUCUGCAUUCAUCUGACUACUAUAUGCUUUUUAAGGUGUGCAGAUAAAUUGGUACUCUGCUUCACAUCGCUACUGUAUACCUGUCACACACUGUAUACCUGAUGUUGCUGUCUAUAUUUAUGAGGUGAAGAUAUGAUGAAUGGUGAAUGAUAUUAAUAAAGAUAUUGAAGAAAAAUAAA